ACUCGUGUUUUACGAUUUUGAAUUUCAACUCCCAACUAGAGGGGACCAAACUAAAGAUGUGGUUCGGUCUUGCGUUGCUUAUUGGAGGAGCUCAUGCCCUGGUACGAAUCGCGUCAGCCAUGGAGGACCCAAACAGUGUGUACUGCGUCAUUAAUCCAUGUGAGCACAAUGGUACGUGCAUCAACAUGCUUCGUCCUGGAAGCGAUCGCUCCCUGUCGUUGUGUCAGGAUGCCUCCUGCUACAAGUUCAUCCUUCAAGAGGCAACUUGGGAAGAGGCUAGCACGGAAUGUACAGCCAUGGGAGCGUCAUUGGUUGCCAUGGAAGCAAAUGGUGAAACUGACCUUCUUGGGGGAUUCAUCAAAGCCAAGUUCCUUCACCAACCCAUCGCACCACAGGAGCAUCACCCGGGCGGUUUCUGGACCAGUGGGAACGACCUCCGGACCGAGUCGACUUGGGAGUGGGGAACGAGCGGGAUGCUCGUCGAGCCGUUGUGGUACCCGUUGGACUACCAGCACCGAAACACCACCAACUGUCUCAUGUUAAACACAGACCGGACAUAUAGUGACUUCAGGCUACUGGAGGCUGACUGUCACAGGAAACUCUACUUCGUCUGUGAGCUUUCUAAGGAUCUACUUUUUGAAGAGAGGACGUUUCAAUGUCUUUGCGAGGAUGGCUAUUCUGGACAGUUCUGCAAUGAAACCUCAGCUCUUCAGCCCCAGACUGAGAUCCUUUGUCGAAAUGAGCCCCUUGAGAUCGACUGUGGCCCGGGUAGGCUGAUCCAGGUUGACACGGCAUUCUUCUAUAGGACCGGGGAAAGUACGGUCUGUGCCGACCCCAAUGUCGUGCUCCCCACCGACAACUGUUUCAUCCCACAAGGCCUAGACAUGUUUCUAAUUGAGAUUGUUAAAAGAUGUGAUGCACAGAGGAGAUGCAGUAUCAACGUAACAGAGGAGAUCGCCGCUUACGACAACUGCCCCUUGCAUAAAUACGCAACCAUCAAGUACAGUUGUGUUAGAGACGCUCACAGUGGAAGCAACGGAGCCUGCGAAACUGAAUCAGCCGAGCUCAGCUGCCAAGGCAUACCCGAGCUUCCGUACCUCCGGGUAACCCUCGCAGCUUACGGACGGCUUCGAGAUGAGCUGAACUGCCAGAAUCCAACCCAUACUCCUGCCACAGUACCACCCUCGACUGACUGCCGUGAGAUCGCCUCGCUGGAUAUCGCCGCCACUAGGUGUAAUGGCUACCAUUCUUGCGCCCUCAACGCUUCAUUUGACAUGUUUGGAGAUCCGUGCACUGGCAUUGCAAAGUAUCUAUACGUCAGCUACCAAUGUCUAUCAAGUUUUGCGGAAGCCACAGCCUCUUACCCGAUGACCUACGGCAUAUACAGACCCGUCUACUGUCCGUCCAAAAACCACUCUGGGAUCUUAUGGAGAAAGACAGAGGAAAACCGAACAGACACCCAGAGCUGUCCUCCCGGUCAGAGUGGUACAGCAACCUGGCUAUGUGUUGGUGAUAUCCACGAUGGGUGGGAUACAUCAGGGCCUAAUAUUACGCAGUGUCAGGCAGCUUGGAUAGCUGAUGUCUAUGAUCAGAUUAAUGAAGGGACUGUGCCUAUUAAUGUCUUGGCAGAAACAGUUCUUAAUAACACAGUGGCCAAUACAGAGCCACUUGAUAGAGAUGUGAUCGAUAGCGUAGCAUUAAUGGAGGAGCUGGUGACGGUACAAGAAGACAAGCUUCAGAUGCUGGAACCAAAGGAGCAAGAAUCAGAGGCUGCAGAGUUUGGCGAGAUUUUGCUAGAUUUUGGCAGCAAUCUUUUAGACUCUUCCAAGCAAAAUACGUGGGACUCCAUAGCGUCAGGAAAUGCGGAUGACACAGCGUCUUCCACAACUUCUACAUCUCCAACUUCUGUGGCUGAGAGUAUGGAGGAUACUGGAUUCUUGGUGGCCAAGUUUAUCACCGAAAAUACCUCCGCACUAAAUUUUGAAUCAACAAAUAUAUUGAUGGUGGUAGAAGCAGUGCCGUACAAAGACGCUGGUAAGAGCAAAAUCCUUCAAGACACCAGGAAGACUGAACCAGGAGAUGGCGUACGUUAUUCAAUCACGUUCCCUACAUCAGCAACACUACCUCAGCCUGGGGUCCCUCAAAACAAAACAGCAUCUACAGAGAUGGUGUUUCUAGUGUAUGAGACGCUUGGAGAGUACCUGACAGACUUGGCACUCAGUGAUGGCAUGGAAGACCAAAUAACAAAGGAACUAAAUGGUACGAGUAAUGAGACAGCAACGCCAGUCUUGAAUUCAGCCGUUGUGUCAGCCUCUGCAAGGAACCAAGACCAAGAUGUCAAGACAUUUCAGGAGGGCGAGGAGGCGGUGCUCAUCAUGAAGCAUACCAAUGCCAGCAUAAAUGGAAAUGUGACUUGCGUCUUCUGGAACUCCUCAAAAAGUCUUGGUAGGUCUGGUGGUGGGGCGUGGUCGGAUGCAGGGUGUCGUCUGGUAUCCAGCAACCAAUCCCAUAGUAUUUGUGCUUGCAGUCAUCUGACUAAUUUUGCCAUACUCAUGGACGUGUCUGGCACCCACGAAAGUAUUUCCGAUCCCCAUAAUAAUAUACUGACAGCUCUGACCUUCAUUGGAUGCUCUGUGUCUAUCGUUUGUCUCGCUAUCUCCAUUUUCGCUUUCACAUUUUUCAGGAACCUAUGGAGUCUUCGAGUGACCAUUCAUCGUAAUUUAUGCAUCAAUCUACUCAUUGCCAAUGCGCUGUUUCUAGUUGGAGUAGAUAAGACACAAAUUAAGGUUCUUUGCUCCAUAAUAGCUGGUCUUCUCCACUAUAGUUUCCUGGCUGCUUUUGUUUGGAUGUCACUGGAGGCAAUCCAAUUCUACGUGAUGCUCGUACACGUCUUUUCUACCCAGUCCAGAUAUUGGCCAUAUUACCUGGCUGGAUAUGGUGUCCCAGCGAUUAUUGUUGGUGUUUCGGCAGGCAUCAACCCAUCGGGCUAUGGUACUGAUAAAUAUUGCUGGUUAUCAACAGAGGACUAUUUCAUCUGGAGUUUUACUGGACCAGUCGCUGCCAUUAUUGUUGCCAACGUGGUAUUGUUGAUUGUAUCUCUUCAUAAGGCAUAUUCCUCUAGGUCUUCAAUCAGUAAGGGCGUGGCUCAGAACAACGACAUCAGGCCUUGGAUUAAAGGAGCCGCUACUCUUUUGUUUCUUCUUGGCAUCACAUGGGGCGUUGGGUUUCUCUUCAUCAAUGGAGAGUCCCUGGUUUUUGCAUACAUCUUCAAUGUUCUCAACUCACUUCAGGGUCUGUUCAUUUUCGUUUUCUAUUGCCUCGGCAAUGAGCGUGUGAAUACAGAAAUGCGGAAGUUCAUCACCCGCCAGAAGUGGCUGCCGAGCAGCAUUCGGGAACGCUACGGCAAGCAUGUCUCCUCUACAAGUACCACGAGCCAGGCAAAGGGAAUUACAGCGAGCAAGCGUCAGAAAUGCCGUAAUGAAAUUUACCACGUAAAUCACAACGCACCUACUACUAAAUUCACCUCCACCCGUGACGAGGGUCACAUGGACACAGACAGUGGAGUCAGCUUCACAAACCCCGUUGUCAAUGUGCAGAUGGUUGACGACGACGUGGUCACCACGGUCACGGACGAUGGGAACAACCUAAACGGCGAGGAGCAGAACGUAGAGAACAACUCGUGGCUUUACAAAGACGAUGGAGCAUCCAAAUUCGCCAUGACAAAUAAAAAUUCUCAAUCAGCGAGUAGCGGUAUGGAGUACCCCGAAGUUGAUUACGAGUAGAAUUUCUUGAGACGGUACAGCAAAUAUUUUUUCAUU
Messenger RNA from Asterias rubens (European starfish), 3818 nucleotides. RefSeq names its product latrophilin-like protein LAT-2. NCBI's taxonomy places the organism in Eukaryota, Metazoa, Echinodermata, Asteroidea, Forcipulatida, Asteriidae. Gene Ontology annotation, molecular function: G protein-coupled receptor activity; carbohydrate binding. Gene Ontology annotation, cellular component: membrane. The coding region runs from base 57 to 3782 and encodes 1241 amino acids. The record is from RefSeq and is a predicted model, not a curated record. Gene Ontology annotation, biological process: cell surface receptor signaling pathway; adenylate cyclase-activating G protein-coupled receptor signaling pathway. The transcript has 30 exons.